Salvia hispanica is the source of this 456-nucleotide messenger RNA. The record is from RefSeq and is a predicted model, not a curated record. NCBI's taxonomy places the organism in Eukaryota, Viridiplantae, Streptophyta, Magnoliopsida, Lamiales, Lamiaceae.
AUGGCUGACGAAUCGGUGGAGGAAUUCACCUUCCCCGCCACCACCGCCAACCCACCGCCGUGCUUGCUAGAAUCGCCGCCUCUCUGGCCGGCCGUCGCAAAGCACGGAGAAGAUGAAUGGAGCUUUAACUUGUGUGAUUCAUUCCAAGAAUUCAAGCGCAGCACCAUCACAUUCCGAGAGAAUUUCUGCUAUGUUGACGACGACGAUGAUGAUAGUAGGGAGGAGAAGAUGGACGUUUUGUGGGAGGAUUUGAAUGAGAAGUUUUCGAAGAAAAAAGAUUCUUCUGGAGAUUCUAAUUCGCCGGGGAGAGUUUGCUGUGUUAGAACCUUAAAGUUGUCCAAGGGGAAUACCAUUUCGUGGAAGAAAGCUAGCAUUUUGGUUUUGAUUAGAUUUUUGUUGAACAAGGGUUUCGCCAUGCAUGAUUCUGCUCCUUCCAUCAAGAAACUUGAGUGGUAA